Molecule: messenger RNA, 571 nt
Organism: Paramecium sonneborni
Lineage: Eukaryota; Ciliophora; Oligohymenophorea; Peniculida; Parameciidae
Source: the annotation of a GenBank genome assembly
AUGAACUUAGAUUAAGCAUUUACAUUUGGUUAGGAUUGUUAUAAUCAAGAUUUAAUAAAUCCUUCAAAGCAUCCUAAGAUUAGUAAAAAAUCACCAUUUUAUUCAAUUGUUAAACCAACUACGUAUUUUUGUAUAAUAAAUAAGAUCUCAAAAAAAUUAUAGAAUUAAGGAUUCAUCUGUAUAAAAAUUAGCUUAGACAAUUUAAAAAAGUAAUAAUAAAGAGAAUUAUGAAUCUCAUUAAUGUAAUGUUGGAUUACCAAAACAUACACGUAAUCCAACAGAUCUUAAUCUCAUCAGAUUUGACACAUCACCAAAUUCAAAAAUAGAAAUCUCGAAUAAUUCAAGAGGAAACAACUCAUAAUAAGAUCAUUAAAGAAGACUAUCAUUCAAUACUCCAAAUUAAACAAUUAAAACUUCAUUACCUCCUGUUAAUAAUAAUGAAAAAUAUAAAAAGAUAGCUAUUGCAAUGAAAGAACUUAUUUAAAAACAGAAGUACAGUUAUGAAAUUGGAGAUUUUGAAUAAUUAGAGUUUAUUUUUGAAAAGCUUAGUAUACUAUGUGAAUAACUUUGA